Phytophthora sojae is the source of this 874-nucleotide messenger RNA. RefSeq lists its product as hypothetical. The record is from RefSeq and is a predicted model, not a curated record. The coding region runs from base 71 to 874 and encodes 267 amino acids. The transcript is spliced from 3 exons. Lineage: Eukaryota; Oomycota; Peronosporomycetes; Peronosporales; Peronosporaceae.
GGCGGUACAGCUCCACCAGUAACGCCGACCCGGUUGCCUUCCAGCCUAGGAGGACAGGAACAUUAGGAGCAUGGGCUCCGCUCGCGAGGUGCUGCUGGCCGCGGCCGUGGCGGUCGCCAUCGCUGCAGAUGCACGCGCGGACUUGGCGCUGUCGAGCUUGACGCUGUCCCCGGACGCCGACUCGCUGAUCACCACGCGCGGUGACUCCACCACGGCCGGCACGUCCCCCAGUGCCGUCAUUGGUAGCGCGGCGUCGAACACGCAGACCCAGGCGACGGAUGCUCCGGUCACCGAAGCUCCGUUCACGUGGGCCCCUGCCACGACGGCUCCGUCCACGACGGCACCGCCGACCACAUACUGGUAUUCGACGUCGGACAGCCGCGAGCAGGACACGAUCGACUCCCCUUCCACCGCGACGGUCGCGCCGUCGAACAAGGCGUCGCAGACGGAAACUCAAACCGCGGCGUCCUCUGCGUCCAAGUCCACCACCGCUACCGUGGACCAGCUCAAUGACAAGAACGGAGGUUUCAGCUCUGGUAACUCGUCGAGUGGCAUGUUGGGCACGGCCGUUCCGGCGGUGCUUGGAGCUCUCGCGUGUGUCGGUGCGAUCGUCAUGGCUGUGACCUACAAGAGGAAGUCGAACACCAGCGAUGAGGACGGCGCUCGCCCCAAUUCGGACUGCGAGUACACCGGCGACAUCGACUUUACCCCGGAGAACCGGAAGCUGACUUCAGUACCGGAAAACUCGCCGACUGCAGGAGUCAAGGCGGCCAUCAAAAGCUCCCAGACUCAAAGCGUCGACUUCAGCGCCAGCAACUCGUCGCGAAGCCAACAUGGAGUUCCAGGACCCAUGUGUGCGCCACGAAGGCGGUAG